GGGUGGGGGACAAUGGGCCGGUUCCUGGUGCGUCACGGGGGAGUUCCUUAAAGGGGAAGUGAGCGGGGCUACGGGCGGGUGCGGGGUGCGGUGGUCCGCGGGGGAGGCCCCCCGCGCUUUAAAAUAAUGCCCGCGGCGCCCGCGCGACCAUGCAAUGGCGAGCGCUCGUCCUGGGGCUGGUGCUCCUCCGGCUUGGCCUCCAUGGAGUGCUGUGGCUCGUCUUCGGGCUGGGGCCCAGCAUGGGCUUCUACCAGCGUUUUCCGCUCAGCUUCGGCUUCCAGCGCCUGAGGGCCCCCGACGGCCCCGUCUCUCCUGCCUUAGGGCCCGCGGGCCCGUCGGGGCCGUCGUGGCUGCAGCCGCCGGUCCCCGGGGCGGCGGCGGGGCGGCGGCGGGCUCCGCGGCGGCCCGGGCCAGGCAUGUGCGGCCCGGCCCACUGGGGCUACGUGCUGGGUGGCCGGGGCCGCGGCCCGGACGAGUACGAGAAGCGCUACAGCGGUGCCUUCCCGCCCCAGCUGCGCGCCCAGAUGCGCGACCUGGCGCGGGGCAUGUUCGUCUUCGGCUACGACAACUACAUGGCGCACGCCUUUCCCCAGGACGAGCUCAACCCCAUCCACUGCCGCGGCCGAGGGCCGGACCGCGGGGACCCUUCAAAUCUGAACAUCAAUGAUGUCCUAGGGAAUUAUUCAUUGACUCUUGUUGAUGCAUUGGAUACGCUUGCAAUAAUGGGAAAUUCAUCCGAGUUCCAGAAAGCAGUCAAGUUGGUGAUCAACACAGUUUCAUUUGACAAAGAUUCCACCGUGCAAGUCUUCGAGGCCACAAUAAGGGUCCUAGGAAGCCUCCUUUCUGCCCACAGAAUAAUAACUGACUCCAAGCAGCCCUUUGGUGACAUGACAAUUAAGGAUUAUGAUAAUGAAUUGUUGCACAUGGCUCAUGACCUGGCUGUGCGGCUCCUCCCUGCUUUUGAAAACACCAAGACAGGAAUCCCCUAUCCUCGGGUGAACCUGAAGACUGGUGUUCCUCCCGACAGCAAUAAUGAGACCUGCACAGCAGGAGCUGGUUCCCUCCUGGUGGAAUUUGGGAUUCUGAGCCGACUCCUGGGGGAUUCUACAUUUGAGUGGGUGGCCAGACGUGCUGUGAAAGCCCUUUGGAACCUGCGGAGCAAUGAUACAGGAUUAUUAGGCAACGUGGUGAACAUUCAGACGGGCCACUGGGUCGGAAAGCAGAGCGGCUUGGGUGCUGGACUGGACUCCUUCUAUGAAUACCUCUUGAAGUCUUACAUUCUCUUUGGAGAAAAAGAAGACCUAGAAAUGUUUAAUGCUGCAUAUCGGAGUAUUCAGAACUACUUAAGAAGAGGUCGGGAAGCCUGUAACGAAGGAGAAGGAGACCCCCCGCUCUACGUCAAUGUGAACAUGUUCAGUGGGCAGCUGAUGAACACUUGGAUCGACUCGCUACAGGCUUUCUUCCCCGGCUUGCAGGUUCUGAUAGGAGAUGUGGAAGAUGCCAUCUGCCUCCAUGCCUUUUACUACGCCAUAUGGAAACGCUACGGGGCCCUCCCUGAGAGGUAUAACUGGCAGCUACAGGCCCCUGACGUGCUCUUCUACCCGCUGAGACCGGAGUUAGUGGAAUCUACGUAUCUACUGUACCAGGCAACCAAGAAUCCCUUCUACCUCCAUGUAGGAAUGGAUAUCCUGCAGAGUCUGGAAAAGUACACAAAAGUCAAGUGUGGGUAUGCUACGUUGCAUCACGUCAUAGAUAAAUCCAAAGAGGACCGGAUGGAGAGCUUCUUUCUCAGCGAGACCUGUAAAUACUUGUACUUGCUAUUUGAUGAGGAGAAUCCAGUCCACAAAUCUGGAACCAAAUACAUGUUUACAACUGAGGGACACAUUGUAUCUGUGGACAAACAUCUUCGGGAAUCACCCUGGAAGGAAUUCUUUUCUGAAGACGGAGGGCAGAACCAAGAGGGAAAGUCUGUGCACAGGCCUAAAUCUCCUGAGUUAAAAGUCAUCAAUUCCAGCUCCAAUUGCAAUCGUGUUCCUGAUGAGAGGAGAUACUCCCUGCCCUUAAAGAGCAUCUACAUGAGACAGAUUGACCAGAUGGUUGGCCUGAUUUGAGGUGCUCUCCUCCGUGUGGCCGCAUCGGAAACUGGACGUAAACAGCUGAACCCAGGCCAUGCCGAGAUACGUUCUGAAGUGGAAGUGGGUGGCAGUCUGGCCGUCCACGACGGUGUUGGCAUUUCUGGCUGGCUCCGCACACACGUCUAGCAGAAUCGUGCAUACGCUAUGUUUCUCUUCUGUUCAAUAAAACGCCCUGUUUUUCUUAAGGAUAUAAUUGGAAGUAAGAAGGUACACAGAAGUUGGCUUCCUAUGACAUGCUGAUUUCCUAAGCACAGUGUGGAUGGGGCAUCUUUGGAUGGAUCUUCCUAGCCUCACCCUUUGGAAUCCAACGAGUGUGUUCCCGUCUCCGGCACUUGUGACUGCAGUAUUGCUACCUCUCUGUUAGAGGACUGUGAAUGAAAUUUCCGUGCAAAGGGCCUGAGGUUCAUCCCUAUUUAUUGCAUUUUGUUAUCCUUUCUCUCUCUCACUAGAUAAUUGGGCUCUCCCUCCACCUAUGAUUUGGGAUCACAUGGGGGAAAACCCCCGAGUUAUUCAUUUGCAUCCCCAGUAAUCUUCACAGUGUUACGAGUUAAUUGCUUAUGAAUAACUUUGACCUGAAUUUCAAAAGGCAGUCUCUUAAGUUGUCACAAGGCUAGAUCUUUUGGACGGUGUAUUACAUUUAUUUUGAACUUACCUGAGGAGCUCCUGUAGUUCCAUAACCAGGUGCCUUUUAGGGGGAGAGAAAUACCUAAGAAUGUCUGAGCUUCCCUCUGUGUUGUAUAUACUAACCAAGGAUUCUCAGUUCUGACCGUGUUUGGGUUAGAAUUGUGUUUUGUUUUUGUUUUCUGUGUCUAGUGCCAAUUAGCUAAGUCAGGGAGGAAGAAAUGAUCAGAUGACUCUCUGCCCCCUUGAGCCGUUUCUCUGUGUAACACAGGCGUUAGAUUAGUGCCUUAUUCGAUUUUGGUGGGGGCUGCUGGUCGUCACAGCUGCUGGCACGCUUGUAACAGGCUUGUUUUGUAUUGCCACAUGGUGGGACCACAGUGAAAGGGGGAUGGGAUGAGUAUUACGAAGACUGGAAAAUUCUUGGCCGGUCCUUGACUUUCAGCCUGAUAUUUUUAAGCAAACCUACAUUAGGAGGAAGUUGUGCUCAAACGCCUUCUUUGUUGUUGUUUUCUUAGCCAGAACAGAAGUAUCUGUCUUUGAACUUACACUGAAUACUCAUACGAAGCAGAGGUGGAUUUGAACCCUCAGCCUGGCUUUGUGUAACAUCUGAGGUUGAAAUGAACCCCAGUAGAAAGGCUGGGAAGUCUCUUGAACACCUCCACCCUCACCUGUCAUGUUGUGCACCUGUCCCUGCUUGCACACUUCCAACGAUUUCCCGUUCAUCUUUUUAAAACUAGAAGUGUGGUCUAAGCCAUUGCAUAUCAAUCAAAGGGAAAGAUUUUAUUCCUUCUUGAAAAUUUAAGUGUUACUGUUUUUUUUGUUUUUUUUUUUUUUUUAAGACAGAAUUCAGUUCUUGGAGAUUUUUAAAAAAAGGAUUUUCAGUAAUAAAUGUGUCACCUCUACCUUUUAAAUAUUUACUAUGCAAAUUGUUUUAAAGUAAACACAAUCAAAUGCUUCUGUCUUAACUUUUUUCUUCUUUUCAGAGGCAUUCUCUUUAUCGACCUUGUCUUAUCUACUGAAUAGAAAAUUUUCUUUGAGAAUAUAUUUUAAUUGUUUUCUUUGACUCAGUCAAAUCAAAAUGCCGCGUUUACAGACACAUGUGCACACAGGCCCGAGCGUCCCUGUAGCUCUUCUCCAGGCACAUUGACGUGGGACUAUAAAUGGCCCAUUUGGGAGGAUGGGGCACAUCAGGGAGGAAAGUGGGUCCUCCAUGCAUCCGCCCUCUCUCGUGGCCUUGCUGGGUUCCCUCUCCAGCUUCUGUGACAACAUUGAUGUGUGGCAUUCUGACAUCACCCUCUCCUCCAGGCCCUUAACCUGUCACCUGCUCUGGUGUUGCAGCCCCCUCGUGCUCAGGAAUGGGGAUGUGUGCCUGAGUGCUGCUGAUGUACCCCAGGGGCUGGAGGCGGCCCGGGAGGUGUCUUGCACGGAGUCAAGACCCUCUUGCCUUUUGGGCACUGCCUUGUACCAGUUGGCGAGCCUGAGGGUGAGCGACAUACUGUGGACUCAUCCUGGUGGUUGAGCUCACAGACUGCCCGGUCCAGAGUGAUGCUGCCUAGUCCGUGCUCUGUGGGGCUACAUGCAGAUGAGCACCUAGUGCCAGCCACGAAACGAAGGUUCUUUGAGCCAACUUCAAAACUUGCUCGUGUUCUGGUUGGAGAUCAGAAUGUCCAUAGCUGUGUUACAUCUUGCAGGGCUUUUGCUGUGUCUUUUAUUCUGUGUCGCAGGAUAUGGGGUAGAGAAAGGCGGAGGGGGGAGUGCUUUGCCCCAGGACUGCCCUGAUUCUGAAUGGAUGCCAUCCUUUGGAACAGCUGUGGGCCUGCAUCAACCUCAAGUUCCCCUGUGUAGCCAGGGUCUAGAGUCUGCUCUGGUCGACGUGAGGAAGAUGGUCUUAACAGAACUGCUGUAGAAAGCUGCCUGGUAGUUAGGCUGGGUGGAGUCUGAAUCGCCUCCCACAAAGUUCUAAAUCGGUACAGGGCAGGCUCAGUGUGACAGGGAACUCUCAUUUCCUGAGGAGUAGGUGACGAAGGAAGUCUGGCUUACAGUUGCGCUGGCUUUUGUGAAGAACCAGCUUCCAUUUGCACAUCUGUCCUGCCGUUAGUUCCACCGGAACUUGGUCUGUGCGAUUGAAUCCCAGGUUCUCAGGCCGUCCCGGAUCGGGGCGGGGGCACACACACGUCACUGAAGUCGUUGUUGUUCAUGCACCAAGGUGGUGUCUGUGCAGGUGAAUUUUAGAGGAGGGUCUGUAUACAAUCUGAGGGCCUGAACCUGUUUCCCUCACCUUCUGUCCCCUCCCCGACCAAAGAAAGCCUCUUAGCUAUUUUCUUAGCUUAGUUUACUGAAUGAUUGCAGACAGUCAUCCUUUGCUUUGGAUCUUGUGGAAUUAGCAUCAGACAUCCUUUUCUUCUUUCUGGAGGGCUCCGGGGGUCUUUCCCUUUUGACACUUUCAAACUGAAUGGUGAAAAGGUAGGGUGCAUGAUUGCUCUAACCAGAGUGCCUGAGCAGGGACUUCUGAAGAAAAUCUUGGUCUUUCCUUUUCCGUUCCCAGACAUCCAGUUCCUUCUCUAGUGCCUGUUCCCUGCAGGGCAGGGACCCUUGUGAAAGAGAGAGGGUGGGCUGGCUGGGUUGUGUGUCCCCAGGUUUUGCAGGGCUCAGGGUUCUGUUCCUGCUUGAGUUUGGACGUGACUCCGGGAAAAUGUACCUGUGGAGCUUCCUGAUUCCUUACCCCCUUUCCUUCUUUCUGAGAGGCAGAGAAAUACUAUUUUUUAAAAGGUAUUUUGUUUUAGUUUUAAAUAGCAAAACACAAGCUGCAUUUUUAUUUAUUAUGCACAAGAAAGGUAAAUCUGUUUUUACAAAAAAAUCUGGAGUUGGAAACUCUGGGAAAACCAAUUAAAACAUACACAUGCUUCUCUCUCUGUAAUGUGCAAUAUGCUUUGCAACUAUAGAUGAUAUUUUAUGUUUAAUCUGUAAAUAAGAAAUGUAUUUAAAUUAAGAGGGAGCUUUUUGUAAAAGGACCAAAUGUUCUUUUAUAAAUGUACUAAGAAAUAUCUUGUUCUUAGAAAUUUAUUAGGAUUUUUAUGAAUAAUUUUUAUUAAAAGAUUCUUUUUUUUUUU
Messenger RNA from Acinonyx jubatus (cheetah), 5866 nucleotides. RefSeq names its product ER degradation enhancing alpha-mannosidase like protein 1 (gene EDEM1). Gene Ontology annotation, molecular function: mannosyl-oligosaccharide 1,2-alpha-mannosidase activity; calcium ion binding. The record is from RefSeq and is a predicted model, not a curated record. Gene Ontology annotation, biological process: mannose trimming involved in glycoprotein ERAD pathway; endoplasmic reticulum mannose trimming; carbohydrate metabolic process. Gene Ontology annotation, cellular component: endoplasmic reticulum; membrane. Bases 150 to 2111 code for a protein of 653 amino acids. The transcript has 12 exons. Lineage: Eukaryota; Metazoa; Chordata; Mammalia; Carnivora; Felidae.